Molecule: messenger RNA, 1305 nt
Organism: Sphenostylis stenocarpa
Lineage: Eukaryota; Viridiplantae; Streptophyta; Magnoliopsida; Fabales; Fabaceae
Source: the annotation of a GenBank genome assembly
AUGAUAGGAAGAUUAGUGCCAAAAGGCACUGAUAAUACUGAAGGCAAUGUAGCUCCUGAGGAAGGUGCUGAUGCAAUGACACGUGAUGGACUAGGGUUGGGUGCAUCAACUAGGGAUGGGGCAGAAGUGGUUGUAGGUGCAAUAUUGUUUGUAUGGGCAUGUAUAUUCUCAGCACCUACAGAUGAAGAAGGUAUAGGUGCAGGAGCUAUAGGCAUUGUAGUGUUUAGAGCACAACAAGCCCAUGUGAGCCAUGGGGCUGCGGAGCGUGCUGGUGUGAUUGGUGUGAUCUCUUUGAUAAUAAUAUUGGGAGCAGUAAAUGUGAAGGUAGCAGAAUGUAGGGAAUAUAAUGGAUUGAGCAACGUUGAAUACCCUGCCAUAAAUUGCAGAAAACACAGUGCAGUUUUGACAGAAUUUGGUGGGGUUGGUGAUGGAAAAACAUCGAACACGAAGGUGUUUCGAUCUGCAAUAAGCAAACUAAGCCAAUAUGCUUCUGAUGGAGGUGCACAACUUAUUGUGCCACCUGGCAAAUGGCUAACGGGACCUUUCAAUCUUACAAGCCAUUUCACUCUCUUUCUCCAAAAGGGUGUUGUUCUUCUUGCUUCUCAGGAUGAAUUAGAAUGGCCCCAACUUCUUGUACUACCUUCUUAUGGAAGAGGAAGAGAUGCUCCUGGUGGAAGGUUUAGCAGUCUAAUUUUUGGGACUAACCUCGUUGAUGUUGUAAUAACUGGUCAAAAUGGUACAAUUGAUGGUCAAGGAUCUUAUUGGUUGGACAAGUUCCACAAGAACCAAUUGACUCUCACCAGGCCAUACAUGAUUGAGAUCAUGUACUCUGAUCAAAUUCAAAUAUCAGAUCUCACUUUGGUCAAUUCCGCAAGCUGGUUUGUCCAUCCAAUUUACAGCAGUAACAUAAUUAUAAAAGGGCUUACCAUUCUUGCACCAGUGACCUCUCCCAACACAGAUGGAAUAGACCCAGGAGAAAUGAUUGAAGACUGCUACAUUGUUUCUGGUGAUGAUUGCAUUGCAGUAAAAAGUGGGUGGGAUGAGUAUGGAAUUAGAUUUGGAAAGCCAACCCAACACUUAAUCAUUAGAAGGGUGACUUGUAUAUCCCCAGAUAGUGCCACGGUUGCAUUAGGCAGUGAAAUGUCUGGUUUGACCCGUGGCCUCCCUGACUCACCUUUAGGUCACAACAAACUCAGUGGCCCCAUGGGGGGUGGACUGGACCGAGGAGAAGCGGUGACUGCAGCGGGUGGUGACUGUAGCCGGCGUCGAGGUGAUUCCCGUUCUGGGUUACAACGAUGCUCGUGA